AACUGCCUCUGGUACGUACAUACCGUCAAAAUCCAUUUCGUCUUUUUCUUUCAUAUUAUUUGGAUCGGAGACAGAGAGAAAGAGGAGAGAAAGAUCUUAUCUACAACUGCACAACACAUUUACACCCAAAAGGCGAAGCAGAGGAAAACAAAGAAACCAACAAAUCUUCUGAAAAUUUCACUAUUUCCCAUAAUCUCCGCCAGAAGGAUCAGAGACGAGAGUGAGUGAGACAGAGACUGCACAUGAUUUAGAGAGAGAAAACUGUAGAGAGAAGAUAGCACAGAGGAGGAGACAGAGCAGCUCAGGUGUUUCGCAGGGAGGAUUAUAUCUCACAGAGGAGAGAGAAAGUGCUGUUAUUAUGCAUUAAGAGAAAGUCAGUGAAGGUUUAAUCAUCUUGAAAUUUCUCCAGUGAGUUUCAUCUUAAAAUGAAUUACUGUGUUCCGGAUUUCGAAUUGGAUGAAGAUUACGCAAUUUAUACAUCCUCAAGUUCGAGUCGACCAAAGAAAUCACGAGUGGCUGAUGAGGAGAUCAUGGAGCUAAUGUGGCAAGAUGGUCAUGUGGUUAUGCAAAGCCAAAACCAAAGAUCUGUCAAGAAGUCUCAAUUCGGAGACGCCGUUCUACCUGCCGAGCAAUCGGCGGCGAGACAGAUCCAAACAGGAGAAGAAUCGGCGAAUAAUCUGUUCAUGCAAGAAGACGAGAUGGCCUCUUGGUUACAUUAUCCCAUGGAUGACUCUUCCUUCGACCGUGACUUGUAUGCCGAUUUCCUCAACCCUUCGCCGACCGCCACCGUCGCCCCUUCCUCCCAUACCGUCCAGAUUUCCGAUGUCAGUACAGCAGACCUCAGACCUAAGCCACCUGCAGCGGCGGCGACUCGGCCACCAAUACAUCCUUUUAUGCGUACGGAGGCUCAAACCUACUCGAGGCACCACAAUUUCGUGCACUUGUCGAGGCCUAAGUUGAGGAUUGAAUCAGCAGCACCAAGUUCGAACAAGGUAGGGAUGGACUCGACGGUGGUAGACUCAAGCGUGACUCCCUCGGGUAUGGCACAGGUCUCCGGAGAAAAUUUAGGCUGCGGGAGCAUGGGCGGUACAAAGGGGGCAGGUACAUCGUCUGCUGCUGACGGCGUUGGUAGAGGGAAGGCGGUGUGCGAGCGCUCAGUGUCUUCAUCACCCGGUGGCUCCAGCGCGAGCGCCGAGCCGGUCCACAAGCCGCCACCAACGACGGAGGAGCGGAAGCGCAAGGGUAGAGAAGCCGACGACUCUGAGUGUCACAGUGAGGAUGCUGAGAUUGAUUCCCCCGAUGCAAAGAAACAUGUUCGUGGAUCAACAUCAGCAAAGCGGACUCGUGCUGCGGAGGUCCAUAAUCUCUCAGAGAGGAGACGUCGAGAUAGGAUAAAUGAAAAAAUGAGGGCUUUGCAAGAACUCAUACCUCGUUGCAACAAGUCAGACAAAGCUUCUAUGCUUGAUGAGGCUAUUGAUUACUUGAAAUCACUUCAAAUGCAAGUGCAGAUGAUGACCAUGGGAUGCAGCAUGGUCCCUAUGAUGUUUCCCGGCAUUCAGCAGUACAUGCCGCCAAUAGGUAUGGGGAUGGGAAUGGGAAUGGAUAUGGGCAUGAAUCGACCAAUGAUUCCGUUUCCCCCUGUUCUGGCUGGUUCAGCCUUGCCAACAUCAGCUGCAGCAGCGCAUUUGGGUCCGAGAUACCCUAUGCCAGCAUUUCAUAUGCCUGCUGCUCUACCGGAUCCAUCUAGAAUGCAAGCAACUAGUCAGUCAGAUCCCUUGCUACACUCACUUGGUACUCAGCCCAACCAGUCACGAAUGCCAAGUCUUGUCGAGCAAUAUCAGCAGUAUCCUGGUCUUUACCAGAUGCAAAUACGACCGCAUCAGUUCUUUGUGCAGAGUCAAGCAAUGGGGGUGCCAAGUAGCAGCAAGCCAAGUAGCAACAAGGGAGUUGAGAAUCCAGGGAAUCACCAAUCUGGUUGGCACACAGGAGAGGGAUUAUGAAAGGCUCUUGCCUGCUAUAAGUUUUGUAGGGUAAGCGACGCCAACCAAAGUAGUCUUUUGGCUGGAUAAUGUGAUAUAAACGUAUAGCUAGAAUGCUUGUGAUAUAUAUACCCCAUAGUUACAAUUUCCUUUACUUAUUAAUUUUAUUAUUAUUAUUAUUUAUUUGUGUUUGUUUUUUAUUAUA
This is a messenger RNA of Cornus florida, 2184 nucleotides long. Its product is annotated as transcription factor PIF1-like. Bases 426 to 2000 code for a protein of 524 amino acids. The transcript is spliced from 10 exons. Lineage: Eukaryota; Viridiplantae; Streptophyta; Magnoliopsida; Cornales; Cornaceae. Gene Ontology annotation, biological process: regulation of DNA-templated transcription. Gene Ontology annotation, molecular function: DNA-binding transcription factor activity; protein dimerization activity. The record is from RefSeq and is a predicted model, not a curated record.